AUGAGCAAGAGGGCUUAUUUAUGCGGACCUGAGAGUGGUACGUAUACCCUUUCUUUCCUAAAAAUGUAUGAUAGACAAAGGUUCUAGCAAUUCUAAUGACUGGGCUAUUGUGAAGCCACGAAAACGACGAAGUCGCUGGUCGACAUUGGAAACCGACAAGACAUAUGUUCCCGGAAUGCCUACUCAAUUGCCACCUAAUCUGACUCCCCAACAGGAGAAGAUGUAUAUACGUAAUACAUUAUUAUUUUUUAUGUGUCGGUGUAGUUCAGCUUCAGAUCGAGGAUAUAUCCCGCCGACUGAAGUCCGGUGAUUUAGGCAUCCCUCAAAACCCAGACGAUCGGUAUGCUUCUCCCUUUUGCGUUUAAAUGAUUAUUAGUGCUUACUCUUUGCCCUUAAUGCUUACUAGGUUUCGAAUUUAGGUUGUAAAAGUAGUCGGGAAAUUAAGACGGUUCGUCAGCCAUUAUGUUCUUAAAACCUCACUUAAUCCUAUUUUAGUACAUUGAACAGUUAAAGACGAUGGGCUGGUAGAUUGCUCCCAUGAGGAGGCUAAGGUACGGAACGCCCAAAAGUUGCACGCCAUUUGUUCUAAGAGCAGUUAUUUGCAUUGUUUCAUUUCCUUAAGGUCCCCUUCGCCAGAGCCCAUAUACAGCGGUGACGGGAAGCGCUUAAACACUCGUGAAUAUCGCGUUCGCAAGCAGCUGGAAGAAGACCGCCACAGUUACAUUCAAAUGAUGAUGGAGCUGAAUCCAGAUUAUAAGCCCCCGACAGACUACAAGUAAAAUUUGAGUUGAUUAUGCUUACCCUACACAGACCUCUCGCAAACAAAAUAACGGACAAGAUUUUCAUACCCCAGGAAGAUCAUCCCCACAUUAAUUUCGUUGGCCUUCUUAUCGGACCCAGAGGGAACACGCUUAAAGCCUUGGAGAGAGAGGUUAGUACUGCGUCUUUUUUGUCAUGCAUAUUGUUCUGUGUAUAAAGCACGUCAGUCUGGUCUUGGACCAACUCGCCGUUGUAUUAGAGAUUUCAAGUGCCCAACGUAGGUACAGCCGGUGGGUUACCGUACCAAACCAAGGACUGUGGAUUUGUUUAUCUAUAGCCAUAAUUAUUUGAGAUUGCCCAUCGUCGCACCGAAAUGACAGGGGUUUGUGUGCCACCCAUACAAUUACUAUUGAUCAACUGACCUGUCUACAUCAAUUUGUCGCGCACGUUCAGUGACUGCAAGCGCUCUGUAGGCUUACCAAAGCUCUGAUUUAGCCAUUCAAAAAGCGUGAACAGUGGCGACCCGUCCGAUUGUCGCCGCUUAUCUGCGACCGCAGCUCACGCUCCUAUGUACAGAUGUCGCUACUCCACUUUGUUUGCCGAGUUAUUCGCAGAUGUGCGCUUCUCGCCCCAAGCUUCGAAUGGGUUUCGUUGAAAUUCCCACUUGUACUUGGCUAUGCUCAUUUUAAGCCCUUCGACUUGUUAUACACCGCCUACACUACGAAUGGUCGUCUUCCAUCGCAGUCGAUUAGCAGCUGACCCCCUGACGAAAACGAGGAAGUUGGCACCCUGUCUGUGUAGACCAUAUACUUCGGUUUCAUGGCCUUGUUAGGCGUCUUGUUGACAGUGUGCUUUUGCAUCGUCCGUCGGUCACAUCACCAUCGGCAAGAGACUAGGACAAGAUAACAUCGCAAAGGACCCCGCCCUCAGUUCGACGCACCUCGUAACUUAGCAACUCAUGUCGGAAAAUUACAACGCUGCGGUUAAUCCGUCCUGAUUGUGUUCAUACCCAGCGCCAAAGGUGUUCCCCUUUCCGCCCUAGAAGUUCUCGUUCCAUUGUCCCAGUCGCUGAGUGAUCGGGCCAGAAUUUCACUUAUGCGCCGAUGGUCGGCAGCAGCGGGGACGCACUCACUACGCCUCUAGCCAUGCUAAUGCUGCUGCGGUGUACGCCCAAGCUACGGGUGCUUAUGACAGGUUGGGGACCUGCCCUAGUGACGGCGCAACCAUUGAUAACUCGAGUCGAUGGCACACUGGUCUAACUCAUCUUUCGAGCACAAUGCGGUGUCAGGCGUCGCGUUCGUUAUUGCCGCUCUGCGCCUGGUGUGACCGGGUCCCAGAAAUCGGUGUAGCUUGGCCUUCGUAGGUGAUGGGAUACCUUUGGUGUCUAAAUACUGUCUUGUGAUAUUUGCGCAAUAACCGAUACGCCAGACAAACUAGGCCAUUCCUAAGGAUGGAACCAUCGCAUGGACGGUUGGCAUGGGCGUCGGUUUGUCCAGUGAAGAGGAAGAUAGGCCUACUAAGAGUUUAUUUCAGGUCCUGCGGCUCACGCGACUGGCUCGUUAGUGAACUGCUUCGCUUGGGUGUCUGGGGUCCGCAACAAACCGAAAAUGCCAUGAGUAUUCAGCAGGAAACCGGUUGAGUUUGUUAUGAUGUCCCUCAACCAACAGAAUUCGUCCAGGCUGCCGCCAUAAUCUGUGGUGUACCUAUCGAAAAAGACGCAUGAUUUGUACCAGAUCUUCAAGAGAAUGCAACCCUCCUUUCCGAAAGUUAACGUGUAGGUGUAUUGUCGAAAUCCUAUUCCAUCAUCAGAUAAAACAAUUUUUUCAAAGCCACUAUCCUACAAAAUUUUGUACUUUAUCCCGUUGACUCUGCACUUGCCUCCAUUAAGUACUGUAAGUUUUCGACUCCGUAAUACAGAAUUGUGUAAGUUAUACGUCGGACUCGACAUCUCUUGUAUUGUUAAUAAUUCCGAAACUCCCCGUCAGCAAUUUUUUUAACAUUAACCGUUUCUGUUUUAGACUGGGGCAAAAAUUAUAAUUCGUGGUAAGGGCUCCGUCAAAGACGGCAAAUUAGGCCGUCGCGAUGGCCUUCCCAUGCCCGGUGAGGACGAACCUCUUCAUGCCUUUAUCUCUGCGGCAAAUGUUGAGGCUUGCCAAAAAGCCGUUAAAAAGAUUACUGAAAUUAUACGCCAAGGGAUUGAGGUUCCGGAAGCCCAAAACGACCUUCGUAAGGCACAGUUACGAGAGCUUGCCUUAUUGAACGGAACCCUACGUGAACACGAGGGGCUGGCUAAGUUGCGUGCGCUCGCUGAGGCCCAAAACAUAGCAACGAAUAAGAUUCAAUGCACGCUCUGUGGAGGUAAGUCUCGCUGUCUUUGCCCCUUCUCUUGAAAUUGGUAUGCGUUCUUAUACAUAUUUGCUGCUUUUCUAGGCUUCGGCCACCUCGCCUCUGAUUGCAAACUUAGGGAUCCAUCAGUUACUUUGGAAUCUCUCGGCAUCAAUCCUAUGGAACGAGCAAAGAUGGACAGUGAGUACUCCGCACUAAUGGCAGAGUUGGGAGUCGGCCUCGGAGGUGGUUCAAAUUCGACCGCAGCCGCCAACAUGGGUAAGUCGUAUCGGCAAAAACUUGUGUCGGUCUAGACUCGAGUCUAAAAAUUUUCAGUCAUCACAACUAUGCAUUUUUAUCUUGUGAAGUUGUGAACCAAGGCGGGAAGGUUCAGUUGGGACCGAUUGGAAAGGCACAACCUGCAAAGCAGCCCCCGCCCCCAGGCGUCCCUCCCCCAGAAGAAGAGGAAGAGGAAACAGCGACUUCGUCGGCGCCUUUAACACUAUCAACAACUACAGCAUCAGUUAAGCAAGGUGAUGCAUUUACUGUACCAUUGCCGCCACCGCCGGUGCCACCCGUACCAUGGUCUAUGGGCUACGUCCCACCGGCCAGCGCAUACCCGCCAGCCGUUCCGCCCGUUGGCCCACCAGGCGCCUUUCCAGGUGCUCCUCCAUUCCCAGGCAGUGCGCCUUGGCCGGCUGCCGCCCCGUCACCCGGCGGUUGGUUUGCACCUCCGGCCGCCGCUUGGCCACCAACUGUACAACGUAUGUCCUCAUCAUCUUUAUUAAUCCCCUUUGCUGGAAAUGAUUACGAACUUGAUUAUUGGCCACACCCUCAAGCAUCCUCAACGAAGGCUGUCUGAGAACCAAAGAGUUAAUAAUUGCCGUGUAAAAAUCCCCCAGAAAGCCAGUUAUGACACGAUCUGGGUGACGGGUAAAUUCAUACACUUCUAUAGAUGGACCAUCGUGCCUGACCGGGCCGAGUCCAUUCAUGUUUCCAGAAAUGGGCUGGAGCUGGUCUCCGGCCUCCGCCGAAGCGCUAGUCGGUAUUCUUUGUGACGUGUGACUGCUCUUAGCGUCCGCCAUUUGGCCGCUAAAUAUGGAAUUUUUCGCAUAAUUAGUCAAAGGCACCAUACGGAACCGUCUAUUGAUCAUCACGUCCACAACAUGCGGUUUUCACCCUAAAAUUUACAAUUUAAUGCAUAUUUGCACAUGUAACGUAAAAGGCACUCAUUCUGAGUUUGCACACUUAGGCGUGCUGAAAAUAACGCUUUCUCCUUAUUCUCUCACUACAGACGGUCCUCCAGGUCCCCCGUACGGUGGAACCAACGAUUACUGGGGUACGACUGCUGCACCCAACGGCUAUCUGCAUCCUCCACCCCCACCUCCCCCAGGCUUGUGA
This is a messenger RNA of Spirometra erinaceieuropaei, 4485 nucleotides long. The record is from the annotation of a GenBank genome assembly. Lineage: Eukaryota; Metazoa; Platyhelminthes; Cestoda; Diphyllobothriidea; Diphyllobothriidae.